Molecule: messenger RNA, 1157 nt
Organism: Humulus lupulus (European hop)
Lineage: Eukaryota; Viridiplantae; Streptophyta; Magnoliopsida; Rosales; Cannabaceae
Product: F-box/LRR-repeat protein At3g48880-like
Exons: 3
Coding region: 63-977 (304 amino acids)
Molecular function (GO): protein binding
Source: RefSeq, a predicted model, not a curated record
CUUUCAAUACAUUUUAUAGAACCAAACAACACAUUUGCAAGAGGCACAAUCUCUUUCCAAGGAUGAAUAACUCCCCUUCACAAACCUCUUGGAAGGAUUUGCCAUUUGACAUCCUUGUAAAGAUUUUCAUGGCGCUCGACAUUCUGGAUGUGGUUGCUGGUGUCUCUCGUGUGUGUACCUCUUGGCGUGCAGCUUCUCGCGAUCCAAAAAUCUGGAAUAGUAUUGAUCUGAGCAAGGUGAAAUUCAAUUCAGGCCGGAUUCCAGAAACAUCAGAUGACUUGUAUAUCGACGGGCCAAGCAACAAAAUAAUGCUAGUCUUAAAGAACUCUUUGAAGCUCAAUCGCGGAAAUGUGUCUUGCUUGAUCUUCCAAUUCUAUGCAUUCUUAACAAAUGAACACUUACUUUAUAUAGCUGAAAGGACUCCCAAUCUCAAGAGACUUGUUCUACCAGCAUGGAACAAAUUAGAUGUGGAUGGUUUCGACGAAGCCAUAAAGCAUUGGAGCAACCUCGAAUCACUGACCGUUCCAUGUGUUUAUUCUCCUUGCAACAUGAUGAAGUCUAUUGGUGCUUACUGCAACAAUUUCUCUGAGAUCAAAAUCAUGUGUCCAGUUGACUCUGAUUUUGCACUUUCCAUUGCCUCACACACCCCAAAUCUCAAGGUCUUAAGCCUCAGGUGCACAGUAGUGUUUAAGCAAGCUCUACUAAUUCUACUGAAAAAAUUGAACAAAUUGGAAGUUCUCAACUUGGCUCACAGCCUCAUGGUGUGCGACACUCGAGAGCCUGGCUUCCUCUUGGUGUUCGAAGAAAUCGACGACGAAAUCAUCAAAAACACAAAGCAUGUCAAGACACUUAUCACUUGCCAGAAGAAUGCCUGCCCCAUGUGCAGGGUUGCUGUUGAUCAAGAGGAUUUUCUCAAGUGGUAUAACUAUGAAGAGGAAAACUGGAAGUUGGAUGAGAUACCUUCUCUCACAGUUUGACUCUUUUCAACAUAAAGAGCCAAACAGUAAGUUGGAAAACUCAAUUGAAACAUGUUACAAUAACAUGCUAUUACAUAUAUAAUAAUAAUAAUAAUAAUAUAUUCAUGAAUAAAUUCAACUUACUUGAACAAUCAAUCUCUUUUUCUUUCUGCAUUGUACAAAUUUCCAUAGUUAAGACUC